Cyphellophora attinorum is the source of this 1716-nucleotide messenger RNA. Its product is annotated as Sugar transporter STL1. Gene Ontology annotation, biological process: carbohydrate transport; transmembrane transport. Gene Ontology annotation, molecular function: carbohydrate:proton symporter activity. The record is from RefSeq and is a predicted model, not a curated record. Gene Ontology annotation, cellular component: membrane. Bases 1 to 1716 code for a protein of 571 amino acids. The transcript is spliced from 2 exons. NCBI's taxonomy places the organism in Eukaryota, Fungi, Ascomycota, Eurotiomycetes, Chaetothyriales, Cyphellophoraceae.
AUGGACAAAAUCCCAAGGUACAAUGUUGUGCACAAGUUGCGGAAACGCAAUCUACUCAUCGCGAUCAAUUGCCUGGCUGGACUGAGCAUCUUCUUCUUUGGAUAUGAUCAAGGCAUGAUGUCCGGCGUCAACAACGCCAAGGACUACUAUACCAUCAUGGGUUUUGGCCACCAAGGUCCGGAUGGCGCGCCUGUGAUAACAGACUCAUUGCUGCAAGGUGGCAUCGUCAGUGUCUACUACCUCGGCACGCUCGUUGGUGCUCUGGUUGGCGGCAUCGUUGGCGACAAAUAUGGCAGAAUCAAGGCGAUCGCGUUCGGUAGUGUUUGGGCCAUCCUCGGUGCUUCGCUGCAGGCGAGUGCGCAGAAUCAUGUCUGGAUGAUCUGCGCUAGGCUGAUCAAUGGUUGGGGUACUGGUAUCCUGAACGCCAUUGUUCCAGUCUACGCCACCGAGACCGCCGAUCAUACCUCUCGUGGCCAAUUUGUGGCAAUUGAGUUCACGCUCAACAUAUUUGGCGUUGUCGUUGCUUACUGGCUUGAGUACGGCUGCUCUUUCUACAAAGGCGGCGAGAGCUCCUUCGUCUGGCGCUUUCCUGUCGCCUUCCAGCUCUUCCUCCUGCUCGGCCUCCUCAUCGGCUGCUGGGCUUUUCCCGAAAGUCCUCGCUACCUGACCAAAGUCGGCCGUGGAGACGAAGCUCGCUACAUCCUCGGCCGUCUACGCGGCGAAGACGGCGACGACGCCGGCAAAGCCGACGCAGAAUACGAGGACAUCAGGAAUAUCGUCGAACUCGAGAAGGAAACCGCGUCAGAACAACACUACUACAAGAUGCUAUUCGGCAUCGGAUCCGGAAAGCUACACACCGGUCGCCGCGUACAGCUAGUCAUCUGGCUCCAAAUCAUGCAAGAAUGGAUCGGUAUCGCCGGUGUAACAAUCUACUCACCCACCAUAUUCCGCAUCGCCGGCAUCGCCAACAAAGACGUCCAAUGGAUCGCCGGCCUCAACACCAUCACCUACAUGCUCUCCACCUUGAUCUGCGUCUUCACUCUCGACCGUAUCGGCCGCCGCUGGACCCUCUACUGGGGCUCCGUUGGCCAGGGCAUCACAUUAUUCCUCGCCGGCGGCCUCUCGAAACUAGCCAAGGACAGCGGCAACACCACCGCCGGCAACGGCGCCGUCGCAAUGGUAUUCCUCUUCACCAUGAUCUUCGGCGCCACCUGGCUUACAGUUCCCUGGCUGUACCCCGCCGAGAUCUUCCCACUCAACAUCCGCACCAAGGGCAACGCCUGGGGCGUCGUCGGCUGGAGCAUCGGCAACGGCUGGCUCACCCUCCUCUGUCCGGUCAUGUUCAGCGCGAUCAGCGAGUACACGCUCUUCAUUUUCGCGGCGUGCAACAUCAUCACCAUCCCGAUGGUCUGGGCGCUGUAUCCGGAGACGAAUCAGCGGACACUGGAGGAGAUGAAUUUGUUGUUCGCGAGUGAUAGUCCGUGGGUGUGGGACGCGGAGAGCAAUUAUAGGCGACUGGUGGAGGAGAAUCCGGGGUUGGUGAAGGCGGCGAGGAGGGGGAGCAGUGUUGUUGGUGGUGAUGUUGAGGGGCAGUUGAGGCAGACUGCUGCGGGAGAGAGGAAGUGGUCACUGGCGACGGAUGGACAGAGGAGGGCUAGUCAGGCGAACACCGAGAUGGCGGAGCAUGUUAGCGAUAAAAGUGGGAAGGAGGUUUGA